This is a messenger RNA of Aspergillus pseudonomiae, 3039 nucleotides long. RefSeq names its product histone deacetylase hdaA (gene hdaA). Gene Ontology annotation, molecular function: histone deacetylase activity. NCBI's taxonomy places the organism in Eukaryota, Fungi, Ascomycota, Eurotiomycetes, Eurotiales, Aspergillaceae. Gene Ontology annotation, biological process: chromatin organization. The record is from RefSeq and is a predicted model, not a curated record. The transcript has 15 exons. The coding region runs from base 553 to 2931 and encodes 792 amino acids. Gene Ontology annotation, cellular component: histone deacetylase complex.
GUGCAAGUGGCCUGUUUGGUGUCUAUGACCAGCUGUAGUCACGUGCGGAAGCUAAGUAACCACGCUUUUUGGGGCUUCUCCAAGGAGCAGAGUACAUAAUCCAAGACUCCAGGACGUGCACCAGAACACCUAUAUUGGUGUGCACGUAGUAGAUCAACCUUUACCUGUGGUUCUUUUGGGCUGGUGAGGACUUUAUUUCUUUUUCGAACAUCUGUCUUAGAUCGCCCUGGUCUGGUCUAGCACAGGCUUUCGUUGUUGAGCUUCUAGGCCUUCGAACUACUAGUAUUUAGUAGUUCCUCCACAGUUGUGGUUUGAUAUUCCUCAACGCAAACUACCUCUACUGUUCUGCCUUAUACCCUAGUACAGCUUGCGGCUCUUGUUUCAUUCCUAUAUCCCUUAUUGUUAUUGUACUGCCCAUUUCACUUGUUUUAUGUCUUUUGCGCUCGACCCUUAUUGGUCACUUCUCGAGUUGUUCUUUAUCGACGAGGUAUCUUGCCCAGGGAAGCUCGGGGUCUUGUGAGACUGACACCGACUCGUCUAGGUUUCUGUGCAAUGGCUGUGGAAGAGGACGAAGACACUGUCAUGGGAGAGGCGGUUACUCAUAACCCCAACCCUGCUCCCUCGCAGCAUCUCACUCAUGAUGGUGCUAGCCAUAGCAAUGGAGGAUCGGAUCCGUGGCUCGUACCACCCCUCCUAGGCCAAUCUCUCAAGCUGCCUGUCCAGUCAGUUGCUAGCGUGCAAAGCUCCCAGCCAACUGCUGCAGCAGACAACCACACAAUGUCACCGCCCAAGAGUCUACCAAAAUCAGCUGGCUCUGGUGAUGCCACCGCAGAAGAUCUCGUCCAGCUAAAUGAUAGCCUCGUUGAGGAAAAUUCCGAGUGGUCUGAGGGUGAAGAUGCCGUUGCCAUUAGAGGCCUUCCCAUUGCUCAACUUCCUUCCGGUCUAUGUUAUGACGUCCAGAUGCGCUACCAUUGUGAAGUGCGUCCAACGGCAGAUGUCCACCCGGAGGACCCGAGGAGAAUCUAUUAUAUCUACAAGGAGCUAUGCCGAGCUGGGCUCGUUGACGACCCAGAAUCAUCCAGGCCGCUUGUCUCACGACCUAUGAAACGGAUUAGUGUCCGCAAUGCUACCGAGGAAGAAAUAUCUCUUGUCCACACUCCAGAUCAUUUCGCAUUUGUUGAAAGUACAAAAGAUAUGACUGAUGAUGAGCUUAUUGCGCUUGAACAUACUCGUGAUUCGAUAUACUUCAAUAAGUUGACCUUCGCAUCUUCACUAUUGUCCGUCGGAGGAGCAAUUGAAACAUGCUUAGCUGUUGCCACACGGAAAGUGAAGAACGCUAUUGCUGUUAUCCGGCCCCCAGGGCACCAUGCUGAACAUGACAAAACUAUGGGGUUCUGCCUGUUUAACAACGUAUCUGUAGCGGCUCGUGUAUGUCAGAAACAGUUAGGAGAAAAAUGCAGAAAGAUCCUCAUUCUUGAUUGGGAUGUUCACCAUGGCAACGGUAUCCAGAAGGCAUUCUACGAUGACCCUAAUGUCUUAUAUAUCUCACUCCAUGUGUAUCAGGAUGGAAAAUUCUAUCCUGGAGGGGAUGAAGGCGACUGGGACCACUGCGGUACUGGUGCUGGCUAUGGACGAAACGUGAACAUACCUUGGCCGAGCCAGGGAAUGGGCGAUGGCGACUACAUGUAUGCCUUUCAACAAGUCGUGAUGCCCAUUGCACAGGAAUUCAACCCCGAUUUGGUCAUAGUCGCCUCUGGCUUUGAUGCCGCUGUGGGUGACGAGCUGGGAGGUUGUUUCGUCACACCCACCUGCUAUGCUCACAUGACACAUAUGCUUAUGACCCUCGCAAAUGGAAAGGUUGCUGUUUGCCUAGAGGGUGGCUACAACUUCAGAUCAAUCUCAAAGUCGGCACUCGCAGUCACGAAGACUCUUAUGGGAGACCCGCCUGACCGGCUCCAUUCAACCCUCCCUUCAAAACUCGCAACGACUACCGUAAGACGAGUUAUGAUGAUCCAGUCCCAAUUCUGGAGUUGUAUGUACCCGAAAGCGCCGCAGGAGGAGGGACUCUGGACAGAUAGGCUACAUGAUGUUAUUCGUGCUUACCAGUCCAAACGACUCUAUGAAAACUACAAGCUCACCUCACUUUACAUUUACCGAACUGCCAUCUCCAAGUCCUUCGAGAACCAAGUUCUGGCCACACCGAAUUAUUACCAACGCAAUCCACUCCUGGUGAUAUUCCAUGACCCACCGGAAAUCAUGGGAUUGCCUCAUCCCGUUACGAAUAAGUUGGAAGCCCACAAUUGCUGGCUUGCUGAUUCCAUGAAAGACUAUAUCGGAUGGGCUGUUGGAAAAGGGUAUGCUGUAAUGGAUGUCAAUAUCCCAAAGCAUGUGACGAUCGAGCCCUCCGGGAAAUAUGAAGACGAGGAAGAGAACCGCCCCACAGCGACCGAGGAACUGGCAGCAUACCUCUGGGAUAACUACAUUGAACCCAAUGAGGCCACGGAAAUCUUCCUUCUUGGAAUCGGUAAUGCUUUCUACGGAGUCGCCAAUCUUUUGAUCAAUAGAGAUACGUUGUAUAAACGAGUGAAUGGCGUUAUAUCAUUCGUUGCCGAAAACCCAGUCCGCGCGAUUGCCUCUCAUACUCAGGUUUGGCUGUCAAGAUGGUACAAAGAUAAUUCUCUUGUGUUCGUUUCGCACACCCAUGGCGUUUGGAACACGGUUGAAAACCGGCGCAAACCAUCGAAGCGCUACGGGCACUUGAUCCAGUCUAGCAAGUCAGGACUGAGUGAGAUGCUGGUGCAUCACCAAGAGGAAGUGUUCCAGUGGAUUGAGGAUCGAGCUGAUACACACGAGAGUGAGGAGACGGAGGAGGAAAAACAAUCAAGUCGGUCUCCAACGAAGCCCGGCGAAGUGUUUGCCAAACCGACCUGAACGAUGACCGCAUUUUUGUGUUAAUUAUCUUGGUUGGCGGUCAGGAAUGUUACAUAAUAAUAUAACUUUUUAUUGCACGAAGGAUCAAUGAUGGUAACGCUAGGGAUU